Molecule: messenger RNA, 1200 nt
Organism: Lithohypha guttulata
Lineage: Eukaryota; Fungi; Ascomycota; Eurotiomycetes; Chaetothyriales; Trichomeriaceae
Exons: 4
Coding region: 1-1200 (399 amino acids)
Molecular function (GO): heme binding
Source: RefSeq, a predicted model, not a curated record
AUGUCGAACCUUCACAAUCCUCAUACUGGAGAGGCAGCAAGUGGCACUGUCAAGGCCAAUGGCGAGAAUCAGCCAGCGCCUGGCACGUACGUCAAAUGGGACGCUGAAGGUGUCGAGUACUAUCAGAAAGGCGAGCAGGAAAAGAUCCAUGAAGUCUCGGCUCAGUUCAACCGCUUUCAAAUGAUGAACUUCAAUGAACACCAUCAUUGCUUGAGAGGUACUCACCUCAAGACACAAGGCUGUGUUGUUGGCAAGUUCAUUGUCCACGACAACCUGCCCGAAUACCUUGCUCAGGGCAUGUUCAAACAACCAGGAACCUACGAUGUCAUCAUGCGAUAUUCCUCCUUGACACCCAAGAUCCUUCCCGACAAUCUCGCAGCUCCUCGAGGCAUUGGUAUGAAGAUCUUUGGAGUUGAGGGCGAAAAGAUCUGGGGAGAAGACAAGAAGACUCAAGACUGGACAUUCAACAACUACUCCGUCCUCGAGCUUAGAGAUCCACAGACUACCUACGAGAUUGCGGACUCGCUAGAGCGCAACUGGAACGACCUCCCAACUUUCGCGAAAGAGCAGGGGGAGAGAGUGGACGCCGAUGUAGCCACGUUGGGUGGCCAGUUGCCCCGCCAGUACAUGGUCGCCAUGCCAGAAUACUCCCAAUCAGCCUACCGUCACGGUGACUACGUUGCAAAGUACGGCGUCUUCCCAUUGGGUGAGGCCCAGAAGAAGAUUCAAGAUCAGGUUGUGAGGGAUGACGACCCAGUCAACAUCAUUUCCCAGCAUACCCGACAAUUCCAUAUGAACAACAAGGUCACCUACAGCUUCUGCGCCCAGAUGCUUCAGGAUCUCAAGGAGCAGUCUGUGGAAGACAUUGGCAUCGAAUGGGAUGAGAAGAAGUAUCCGUUUGAGCAGAUUGCCACCAUCGAGUUCGAGCCACAGGACAGCUGGCUACCAGAAUUCAGAGUCUGGUGGGAUGAUAGAAUCACUGUCAACUCAUGGCAUGGAUUGAAGGAACACAAACCGCUGGGAAGCACGAACCGUCUGCGACGCGUGGUGUAUGCUGAGAGCAGGAAGCUCAGACUCAGGGUCAAUGGUUUCAAGGACUACGUCGAGCCGGCGAAUCUGCACGACGUGCCUGCUCCUCUACCUGCACCACAGUUAGCGCUACCACACCAGCCUGCCUUGCAGACUGUAGAGGUACGAUGA